AAAAUAUAGUUUCGGAACUGUAAGCAAAUAAAAAAACGAAGACGAAGGCAAUAUUUUGGAUGUGUAAGCAGCCUAUAUUAUGACACGACUUGAAACUUGAAACCAAGGAGCCUGACUUGACAGUCUGAAAAUCCCAUCGUAGAACGUGGCUGCAGUGGUCCAUAUAUGACGUCUUCUGCUCACAUUAGCAAACCCCAAAGUAUUUAAGAGGCCGCAGCUUUAUCUCUGAACAUGGCAAUGUUUAUAUUCACCUUAUCUAAUCGUAUAAAAAUAGCGUAAGUCAACAAUUUCCCUUAACGCGUUCGGCCAAUUUCAUGUCAUCGAAGUUUUAAUGAUAAGUGUGUAAGUGUUAUUUUGUUGUUGGUGGUGUUGCUGUUUUUCUUGGGACACUUCUGUGUGGACAUUUCUGUUUUCCCUGUGUUUUAUACGCUGUGACAUAACAUCAAUAAAUGAUAAUAGUAAUAAUUAAAUAUUAUUUUAGCCAUUAUAACUAUAAAUAAACAUUUAGAUAAAUAUAGCUUCGGGAUUGUAAGCAAAUUAAAUACACAGACGAAGGCAAUAUCUUGGAUGAGUAAGCAGCCUAUAUAAUGACACGUAAAAGGUUGCAAACAAACUCUGUAUGAUAAACUUGUAGCUUAUCUGACUAUUUUGAAGCUAAGGAGCCUGACUUGUCAGUCUGAAAAUCUUAUCGUUGAACGUGGCUACAGUGGUCCAUAUUUUGACCCGACUAGUGCAUGCAUACCAAGGCAAUGCCUGGAUAAGUAUAGCGUGAUCAGCCCAUUUAAAGACACGUAAAUAUAUUUGUACGUAUAGACUUGUAGGUUAUCUGAAGACCUUGAAGCCAAGGGCCCCAGACCUGAGCUGAAUGAUACUGGAGUGUAGUUAGGCAGACGCUGCAAUCAGGUGGCUGGAGGCCGUAAAAGAGAGACGUGUCCUGGAAGGAACAGCAAGCAAGGGUAGUAAAGAACGAUGAUCGUCUUGAGUUUGUUGAGUUUACUUACUGUGAAGACCGUCUUGGUCGGGAGCGCGGUAUUCCUGUUGGUGAUGUCAUAUCUACAGAGGAAGAAGUACAAACUCCCGCCAGGACCUCCACAGCUGCCGAUAGUGGGGAGUUACUUUGAAUUUAGGAAAGAUAGCCGACUGUAUUCCGUAUUCACCAAGCUCGGGAAGUCAUUUAGUGACUUGUUCACCAUUGAUUUAGGUUUUUGGCACAAUGUCGUGGUCAUGAAAUCUGCGGAUAUUGUCCACGAGGCUUUCGUCGAAAAGAAGGAGAUAUUUGCAGGAAGGGAAACUCUAACUUGGAAACUCAAAGUAUUCAGCGGAGGCAACAGAGAUAUAAUUUUCAGUGAUUACGGUCCAGUGUGGAGACUACAGAGACAGAUGGCUUUAAAGGCAUUCAGGGCCUACGUAGCGAGUGAUAAAUUGGAAACAUUCGUGAGGUCUUCUUUUGAUGAAGUUGCCACUUUGAUUGAAAAAGAGACUGAGCCAUUUGACAUAGAUUCUCAUUUUCAGUUACUUAUCUUCAACAUCGUCUGCAGAAUGGCUUACGGAAAAAGUUACAAAAUUGACGAGCCGGAGUUCGUUUGGCUGAAGGACACCGUGGACAAAACCAUGGGAACCGUAUUUGGAAGUAUCAUUCCCUCUGACGUCAUUCCCGUCUUGAAGCAUUUUCCUAUCCAGUCAUCCCUCUCGGUGAAACAACUCAUAAAGGAACUGAACGACUUCCAAAAUGUCAAACUGGCAGAACACAAGAAAAAUUUGAACUCGGGUAACCUUAGAGAUAUUAUGGAUCAAAUUUUGCUACUGAAGGAAGAAAUGGGAGCCGAGAGUGAUGACAACGCCAAAGAGUCGCUUACUGACACUCGCAUACGCCACACCCUAUUGGAUAUAUUCUUUGCUGGAACGCAGACCACGGUUGACACGUUGAAGUGGAUGAUUAUGUAUAUAGCCGAUAAUCCAGAUGUUCAGACAAAACUACACAAGGAGUUAGACGCCUUAGGCGACGACAUCAGUGGACUUCGUCACUGCAGACAUAAAUUGCCUUACAGCGAGGCUAUUCAGCGAGAGGUUUUGCGCAUGCGCCCUCCUGCUCCAGUAGCUGUAGGUCAUCAAGCACUCUGUGACACCAAACUAGGUGCGUACGAUAUCCCCAAAGGCACUGUGCUGUAUGCAAACAUUAUGGCAAUCCACCAUGACCCGAAAAACUGGGAGUCGCCGGAGGUUUUCAAGCCAGAGAGGUUUAUUAACAAUGACGGCAGCUUGAAAGAGGUUGACAACAAAAUUUGGAUUCCGUUCAGCAGUGGCAAAAGGAAAUGUGUGGGAGAAUCAGUUGGCAGGGCAAACCUUAUGAUGAUUUCGGCAUUGUUUUUCAGUCGGUUUGAGGUGAGCUUUCCACACGGACAAAAGCCAGACUUCGAGCCUGCAAUGGCAGAAUUUACCUGUGUACCUAAACCUCAGAAGAUCAUCGUGAAGAAAAGAAUGUAAUUUUUGGUGUCAGAAAUGUUUUUAAACUGAUCCGGAGGAAGUUUUCAGUGUUUGAACUUAUUAACUGUAAUUAAAACGUAACAUUCUACUGGUAAAGACACGAAGAUCUAGAUGGCUAAGAAAUAUCAUGGGAUUGCAUGCAUUCACAUAAAUGUAUCCGGAAUUACAUUGACAGAGUGAUGAAUUGCAAGAUUAAAUGCAAUAUAAAAAUAUGUAACAAGACACAUGUACUGGGUAGCAUUGGAUUUUUUAAUACUGGUAACGUGGAUAUCUAUCUGCAUGGGGGGUAUGAUAGUUAUGAACCAAAUAAUUCGUUAAUUGAGUUAUUUGUACGCCAAUUUUAAUACAGUAAUGGCUUUAAUAAACAAAAUGUUGAGUCAUGAAUAUUCAGUUUUGCUUAAAUAAAAAAAUGGAGAUUAUCUUUGUUGUGCUCAGUAUAAACAUUUUAUUUCAAAUUGUACCGUUUAGAUAAGAAG
This is a messenger RNA of Lingula anatina, 2960 nucleotides long. RefSeq names its product steroid 17-alpha-hydroxylase/17,20 lyase. The record is from RefSeq and is a predicted model, not a curated record. Lineage: Eukaryota; Metazoa; Brachiopoda; Lingulata; Lingulida; Lingulidae. Gene Ontology annotation, molecular function: iron ion binding; steroid 17-alpha-monooxygenase activity; heme binding. Gene Ontology annotation, biological process: hormone biosynthetic process; progesterone metabolic process.